GCACCUUCACGCACUUCCCCAGAGACAGAGGAAAAAGGCCUACAAUCAUCGACCUUAUAUUUGUAAAAGGCCCAACUCUCGACCACAACCUACGAUGGAGCACUGAACCCUAUGGAGCGGGCUCAGACCACGGGAGAACCUCCGUUCACUUACACUUGGAAAAACCACCAUUCGUACCAAGACGGAUGUGGCGACAAACAGACUGGAAGCUAUUGGAGAACCACAUGUCAAACAUUUCCCUCCCUGCAGAGGCAUGGGAAACUAAGGAACAUACGGAACAAACUGUCGACUUCUUCCUAGAACUGGUCAGGGCAACAAUCAGUAUAGUAACACCACUCUCGAAGGAAGGAGUAAGAGCCAACUCCUAG
Molecule: messenger RNA, 368 nt
Organism: Morchella sextelata
Lineage: Eukaryota; Fungi; Ascomycota; Pezizomycetes; Pezizales; Morchellaceae
Exons: 1
Source: RefSeq, a predicted model, not a curated record